Molecule: messenger RNA, 789 nt
Organism: Bactrocera neohumeralis
Lineage: Eukaryota; Metazoa; Arthropoda; Insecta; Diptera; Tephritidae
Exons: 1
Coding region: 1-594 (197 amino acids)
Source: RefSeq, a predicted model, not a curated record
AUGGACGUAGAGGAGGCCCAAACCACCUCCAACACCAUAAGGUCCGAAAUCGCUAUACCCAAAGCGUCGGCUGCACCCGUUGCCGCUCCAAGGACCACGGUUAUGCAACCACCGCCAUCCACCGAAGCAAUCAGGGAGAUGAGGGAAGAGCAGCUAUUGGAGCCACAGGGGCCUCCAUGUUGCAGCCUGUGCCAUCGCCCACACGCCCUGAAACGAUGUACCAUUUUUAAGAGCAUGAAGCCCGCUCAACGAAAACAGGUUGCAAGAGCCCAUGGGCAUUGCAUGACCUGCCUGGCAGAUGACCACGCCACCAUAGAGUGCUGGGCCGACGGCGCCUGUCAAUAUUGCCAGAGGCCCCAUCACACUCUAUUUCAUCGUUUUCCCCGCCGAGCCAAUCCGUCGGAAAGUAGCACCAACACCCGUACCAGACCACGCAGCGAUGCUAUCCGGCGACGACAAAGCAGCCAAUCAACCACAACACGUACACGGCCAUCUCCGCCACGCCACGCUCAUCGUCAGCAACAACGACGCUCAACAGGGUUGAGCGCUGUACUAAACACACUGCAACAGCUGCAGAGGUUCCUAGCCGAUUAACUCGCCUAGGGGGGCCGGGAUGUUCACAUGAGCUAUGAACUGCUGGAACAUCUCACAUCGCAUCACCUCCCGUCACAUCACAUCACAUCACGUCACGUCACAACACCUCAUCACACAACAUUUCACAGCAUACACCAAUACACACACACGCAUCAAACACAGUACUUAACACCGAUCAUUACUACAACACUACAA